AUGGAGUUCCAACCGGCAGUCUCUACCAUAAAUUUCGACAACAUUGCAGUUGCCAAAUACGACGCUCCAGUAUUCGCCGAUUACUCCAACGUUCAGUACUUCAUGGGCCCUGAUUCUGGCAGAGAGGACGAGGGGGCCGCGUAUGGCAAUGGGCAAAUGGCUGAAAAUGCGUGGCAGCAGCCCGCAAGUACUUCUUCAAAAAAGAAGAAGAAGAAGAAGAGCAAGAAGUCAGCCUCACUCGAGAACUCCACAGGGAGCCUGGGUACGGCACUGGACGACACGGAAUCUUGGGGAGAUGUCACGUCCUCAAUAGUGACUUCAACUGUUGAUGACACCACUACUCAGGCAUCCGACACCGAUGCGUGGGCCACUGCAAAGUCCAAGAAGAAGAAGGGCAAGAAGAGCGCUGCCCAGCCUGCACCGGCACAACCAGAAACAGUGGCCGAGGAGUCGGGAGAAGAUGAAUAUCCAGAUCCUGGCAAGUCGAAGAAGAGGAGCAGGAAGGGUGUAGAGCCAGCACCAGAGUCCGGCACCGAGCCCUCCCCCACACCAGUUGAGGAGGAUACGGGUGCCGAUGACGAAUCAAACCAGGCUGCCACGCUAAAAAAGAAGAAAAAGAAGGGCAAGAAAGCCGCUGCACUAGAAGCCGUACCAGAGGCAGCUGCAGAUCCGACCGCUGGGUCGAUGACAGAGCCCGCUUCAGAUCUAGCUGCUGCACCUGCAGAGACAAAUACCCAAGCCGCCGAGCCUGGUGAGGCAGCCGAGCCUACUGAGGCACCCGCAGAGCCGGCUGCCGCACCCGCAGAGGCACUCGUGGAAUCGACCGUGGAGGCACCCACUCCGGAGCCAAUCACAGAACCAAGCGCAGAGGCUACUGCAAACCCAGCCGUCGUACCUGCAGAGGCAAAUAUAGAAGCCGCUGAGGCACCCACCACCGAGCCUACGGAGGCACCCACAGAGCCAGCUGCCGCACCUGCAGAUGUUAAUAUUGAAGCGGCCGAGACACCCGCCGCCGAAGCAUCAGCCGUUGAGCCUACCGAGGCACCCGCCGAGCCAGUUGAUGCAUCUGCAGAGGCACCUGCUGCAGAGGCAGUUACAGAGCCUACCGAGGAACCCGCCGCCGAGCCAAUCGCAGAAUCCGCCGCGGAACCAGCUACAGAGCCGGUCGCAGAGCCAGCUGCCGCAUCUGCAGAUGGAGGUGAUGAAGUUGCCGGGGUACCCGCCGCAGAGCCUAGUGAGCCCAUCGCAGAGCCUGAUGCUACGCCGCAGUCAGAUAUAGAUGCUGGGCCUACUGCGGGGGCUCCUGUCGCGCCCGCAGAGGAGGCAUCUGUCAAACCGGCUUCUGGCGGAUUAGAUGCUGCCGCCGAGCUCGCCACAAAUCCUCCCGAAGAGCCGGCUUUUGCGGCUGCUGAGGACAAUACGGAUGCCGAGCCUUCUGCAUGGCCCGCUGCCGAGCCUUCUUCGGAGCUGACCACAGAACCCACUAUCGAUGUUGCAGAGCCCGUCGCCGAGACUUCUGAACAAUCCACCGCCGAACCUACCACUGAGCCAACAACGGAAGUAGCUGCAGUGUCUACCCCGGAAUUGGUUGUCGAAAACGCCUCCGAACCUUCUACGGAUGCGGCUGUCGUUCAAGAUACAGCGGGCAUAACCGAGCCAGCUUCGGAACAGGAUAUCGAAGAUCCUGCCGGGCAAGUCACUGGCAAUGUCAACAACGAGGGGGAGAAUGAAGGCGAGAAUGGCGCCUCGAAGGAGCCAAAGGCUGAGCCAGAACUCGAGCCAAUUCAUGGAACCGCUGCCGCCGAGGCCAUCCCUGACGACACUUCCCCUGAUGCUUCCGCUCCUGAGACCUCCCAUAAAGCUGAUGUGGCAGAGACUGUCCCGGAAGCCUCCACGACGGAUUCCGUUUCCGAAGCCCCGCCGGCAGAAGCUGCUGUCGAGGAGACGGCCGCUCCGGGGGAGAGACCUCCCAUCGAGGCUGUGGCUGAAGUGACUUCUACUUCGGACACUGCUCCUGAGGUCUCCCCCGAGGAGAUGACUGCCACUGAAGAGGCUCCUGUUGCGGAAGUGGAAUCCGUCAUCCAGGCUUCCGCCGAUACUCCUGCUGAGACUGUUCCUGGAGCUUCUGAGGGAGACGUCGCUUUUCAAGCUACUCCCACUCCUGAAGAGACUUCUACUAUAACUACAGAGCCCACGGAGACCGCGACAGAAUCAAUCACAGAGCCUGCCGAAGAGGCGCAACCACAUACCGAGGAGACACCAGCGUGUGCCCUGGAGCCUGACGAGGCGCCAGCCGCGGCCCCAGAACAGCAAGCAGAGUCGGAGGGCCUCACUGUGCUCCCGGCCGAGGAGUCUACCGAAGCUGCCCCGACAGGAGCUGUGGUACGGGGUACCGCAGUGGAUGUGGCCGGCGAAGAGCACAAGGCGGACAUUUCGCAACAAGAAGCCCAGCCUGACGGAAACAAGGUGGGCCCUGCAUCUACUCCCGUGGAAGAAGCAGAUGGCGAUACAAUCGUGGCAGCUCUCGAUGCCGUGCCAGCAGGCCCCACAUCUGAGACUGGAGAAGUGACCCCAGAGGCGUCGGGAGAUCAGGUUUCAGAGGCUACGAUUGCGGCCGUGGAACCGGCCUCUGCACUAGAGGGGUCGGAUCGGGACGGCGCAAUAGUCGAAAACUUCGAGGGUGUUCUAGAUGCCGAAGCCGCCGCGCAAGAAGCCACCCCAGACCUCACUGAGGAAUCUCCUCUUGGUCCCAACGAGGAUGCCAAGGGAGAACCCACGCCAGAGCUCGCAUCUGGGCCUGCAGACGAGGUCGCCGUGGAGCCUGUGGAAGGGUCGGCAGCCUCACCUACCAAUAUGGCUGAUAUCACGGCGACGAAACCCGAGGCUGAGGGGGGGUCGCAGGAUGAGGCUCCCGCUACUGAGACAGAGAACUCUGCUACUCCGGACACUGUGGCAGACGAACCCAAAACAGACAACGAAGCUCCUGCUUCUGGUGCUGUCCCAGGCGAAGCGGAGGCGGAGCCUCCAACUCAGCCGGAGCCUCUUGAGACCACUGAAGCUAUUCCGGAAGGAACGGAAGAGGCAGGUACUAGCGAGACUGAGCCAACAGUAGCGGAUGUUCCCGAGGUGGAAAAAGGCCCCUCACCAGAGGCUGCCGCCGAAGCCCCCGAGGUGCCCAAGCCAGACGCAGUUGUGCCUGCGGCUGUAGAGACAGCCGUCGACACUAUUGCGACCGACGACGCGGCUCAUCCUUCUGUCCAGAACUCCCAAGCGCCAGAACUAGGGGAGGCAAAGCAGCAAGAUGCGACUGGGCCCGAAGCCGCUGCCACUGAGCCAGCAGAAUCGAACGGAAUGCCCGACGGCGAGAUUGCGGUUGCCGAGCCUUCGGCGCCCGAACAGCCCACCGCAGAUGCUCCGCCUCCCGCCGAGGUACCAGAAGGCAAUACGCCAGAAAUCGCGACAGAGGAUAUCCCUCCGUUAGCCGAACACGCAACGGACCCUGUAGCAACGGACAGCAGCGCUCAAGAGGCUGUCGAGGCCACUGAUGAAGCACCGGUCGCCGUGGAAAGCCCUGUUUCGGAGGAGGCUGCAGCCAUUGAACAAUCCCCCACGGAGGAAGCUGCUGCCACUCACGUGGCCGCCGCCAACGACGAAGCCCCUGCCGUCAAUGGUGCCCUUGCUACCCAGGAAACCUCUGUCACUGAUGAGGCCCCUGCCGCCAACCAGGCCGCCGCCAGCGAUGAAGCCCCUACCGUCGAUGAAGCCUUUGCUGCUCAGGAAGUUGAUGUCGCGGAGGAACCCCCUGCCACGGAGGAUAUCAUCCCCAAAGAUGAUCCUGCUGUCGAAGAAACUGCUGUCGCAGAGGAGGCACCAGCCGCCACAGAGAGCUCUCCCGCUGAAGAAGUCCUGGCUCUGGAAGAUCUCAAUGCAAAGGAGGUUGCGGUCCCCGAAGAGGCCGCUGCUGCCGUGGAAGCUACGGUUGUGGAGGAUGAGCCAGCCGCCGAGGCUCCGGAAUCGGAUGAGGUGGUUUCUGAGCCCGCUACUGCAGAGACUACUCCUGAAGAGACCUCAGUCACGGUUGAUUUGAUGACGGAAGACACCUCGGCACAUUCAGAGACAUCGGACACCACCGAGGGUUCUACACCGGAAGAGGCUGCUAGCGCCGAGCCGAACGUCAAAACUGCAGAGGUCACUACAGUGGAGCCCGAAGCUGCGAGCGAGCCAGUCGAAGAUGUUAUCACCGAAACUGAAGGGGUUGAGUCUGAGGCCGACUCCCCUGCGGAGCCCCAAGAGGUGACCGAGGAGAAGGCCAUCGACGCCGAAGACCAGUCUGCACACGGGGCCGCCCCAAUCGCCAACUCAGAGGCCGAGGCUACGGGCGAGCAGACAAAUGCCCGAGACGACACUGCUCCGGUUGAGGCCCUUGAAGUCAAGGCAGAUGUCGCGGAGCCCGCUAACGAGUCUGAGGACCUUGCCAAUGAUGAGGUCCCCGCGGAUACACCUCCUACUGCACUUGCCGACUCUUCUGCCCAUGUUCAAGACGAUACUCCUGCCGAUGCCGAUACUCCCUGCGAUGCUGGAGUUGAAGCGCUUGGCGGUGCUCCCACCAAAACUUGCGGUGAUGCAGAUGCUUCGACGGAGAAAUCAGAUCUAUCCCUCGCAAUGGUGGCCGCUGCUGGUGCCGCCUGUACUGUGGUUGGUACGGCGGCUAGCGGGAAGGAAGGUGACAGCCUUGCAGACAUCCCUGCCGAUUACCCUACCGAAACUAUUGCGGAGCCAGCUCCAGUGAUCUCCAACGAGGCGCCAGCCGAGGCGCCAUUCGAGGCGCCGGUUGCGGAGCCGGGAUCGGACGAAGCAAAUGUUGCGCCAGAGCCUGCGCAAACAGAAGAGCUCGCUGCUCAAGAUACCCCCGCACCGGUCGAAGAAUCCGCCUCUGAGGCGGCCCCUGCGCCUGCAGAGGCAUCAUCCGUUGAGGAGGGUGCGGCAGAAGAGACCCCCGCUCUGAAGGAGGCUCCCCCUCCAGCCCCCGAGGUAGAAUCUGGCCCAGAAGAUGCAAUGGCUGCAGAGGUGCUCGUUCCAGCUGAAACCUCUGCAGAAGAAGCACAUGCUCCUGCAGAGUCUAGCCCAGAGGUUCCCUCACCAGAGGCUGUCUCCGAAGAAGCUGCCUCUGCAGACGUUGAGCCGGAGGCAGUUGCCGCAUCUGCACCAGAGCAGCCUCCUACUGAGAUACCCAUUAUGGCGGUUCCUACUCAAGAGGCUACUCUCGAGGAAGACCUUACGCCCGCAGAGGCCGCAGCGGAAGAAACCCCAGAUCCCGUUGCCGAGCAGAGCCCAGCCGCAGAAGUGACUUCACGGGCUAUCCCCGAAGAGGUGGUUGUUCCCGCAGAGCCAAAUUCCGAAGAGGCUAUCACAGGGGCGGUCCCAGCAGAUGUUCCCCUUGAGAAGGCCCCAGCCACAGAACCUGUGUCCGAGGAGGUAUCUCCUGCGGAUGCUGUCACUGAUGAAGCGGUUGCUCUUGCGGAAGCUAUCCCAGAAGACGCUGCCCCAGAGGACGCUGCCCCAGAGGACACUGCCCCAGAAGAUGCUCCCACUAAUGGAGCUCCUCCCGAGAUUGCCCCGACAGAGCCAGCUCCCAAUGAGGCCCCAGUUGAAGAAACAGUCUCUGACGAAGCGCAAGCUGUGGAGGCAGCUGCAGAACCUUCUCCGGGAGAGGCUCCUGCGGCUGAUGCCGCCGCCGCCGAGGCCGCUUUUGAAGAAGCGCCCGCUGCCGAAACCGCUUUGGACGAAGCUCCCGUUACUGAGGCUAGCCCGAUCGCUGAAACUGCCUCUGGGGAAGAGCUCGCCUCAGAUCCUUCUCCAGUCGCGGAAGCCGCCUCCGAGGAAGCACCCGCUGUUGAGCCUCCUCUGCAAGAAUCUUCUGCUGAUGAAGCUUUCACUUCUGAGGCUAUCCCGACUGAAGAAGCUGCCCCUGAAGAAACGUCUGCUGCAGAGCCUGCCCCAGCAGCAGAAGUCACUUUUGAAGAAGCGCCCGUCGCAGAGGCAACUGCAGAGCCUGUCCCAGAAGACGAGUCCGCUGCUGGAGCUGCCCUAGCCGUAGAGGCUGACGCUGAAGCUUCUGUAGCAGAGGCAGCAGCCGAGCCAGCUUCAGAAGAAGCCCCAGUUGCAGAGCCUGCUCUUGAAGAAACCGUUCCCGAACCAGUUUCCGAAGAGGCACCAAUUGCCGAGGCAGCUCCCGAGGAGACGUCCGUUGCAGAGACUCCCCUCGAAGAGACUCCAGCUGCAGAGCCUGCUCUAGAAGAGGCCGCUCCAGAAGCGGCCGCUGCCGAGCCAGUUCCAGCAACAGAAGUCGUUUUCGAUGCUGCUGUUGAAGCGGCCCCUACCCCCGAGGAAGCCUCUGACCCUGAGCCUGCGGCGGCGGCAGCAGCUGAUGAUCUCGCGAAUGAGGCGGUUGAGGUGAGGACGGAUGUGUUGGAGGUGGAGGAGAGCAAGGAUACUGUUGGGCCAAUUCCGGUCCUGGUCGUGAUCGCAGAGCAAGAAAAGUCGGACAAAGGUGAGUCCCCAUCUUUGUUAAUCGUACACUCCCAAGGUGGAGAUGAGGGGGAGGCUGUGACUGUGUCUGGUUGUCAAUCUGGGGAAGGGAGCUUGCUAGAGGCUGGUGGCCAGCCCAGGGGCGUCGAUGGCCCCCAUGUCUCCCCUGCUGCAGAAGAAGGGAGAAGCGACCAAGGCGUCAUGGAAAACGCCGAUAAGAUUCUGCUGCAGGAUCAAGAUUUCGCAGUGGUGAAGGGAAGCGCGGAGGAGGAGAUGGAGCAGCAACAGCAAGCCCUGCGCGAAGAAGCACCGGAUGGACUGGCGGCAACGGACAUCACAGAUUCGACUCGAGCAGACGGCACAAACGAAGAAAGCUGGCCUGAUCAGGCGACCGAGGCCGUGGGCACUUAUGGUGGCAAUGAUAUUGCACAAGGAGCAGAGACUGGCGUGGCACCAAUCGAACCACUAGUCUCAGGUGAUUCCGUGGUGGAGCCUGUCGAGGCUGCUGCCGAGUCAACCACCGAACCUCCUGAGGAGGCAGCUUCUGCGGGCGCUGCUGAGGCUGUCGAAGAGGGCGCUGCUGGACACGGUUCCGAUUCUGCGCCCGCAGUUGGGCCCGAGUUGGUGGUUAGCCCGGCCAUAGGAGCCCAACUCGAAGCCCAACUCGAAGCCCAACUCGAGGCUGCUGCCGAGGAAAUUGCGGAGCCGGCCGCGGGCGCGGAACCCACCGCACACGCAAUCACGGAACCCGCCGCCGACCCGCUCACGGACCCUGUCACGGACCCUGUCGCGGACCCUGUCGAUAAACCCUUGGCCGACAAUACCACCAGGCUGAUAGACGAGCCUGCUUCCGACUUGGCUUUAAAUUCCCCUACCGAGCCCCCUGCAGCAUCUCCCGCCAUACCCACCACUCCUCGUCGUGCCGCGCCUGGCACCGCCGUCGACGCCGACAUGGAGGACUCUGCCAUGGACGACUCCUUCGUCACCGAAUAUGCCGCCUUCACGCCAACCGCGUUCCGUCCCGUGGCCUUCUCGCCUCUCCGCCAAAAGUAUGGAUUUUCCGAAGACGUCGUCCCCAGAACUCCUGGGACCCUUGUGUCUGAGGGUGCAUCCGAGGCUGCGAUAGCUCAAGAGCCGGCUCGAGAGGCACAGGGAGAUGGAGCGCUUCUGCCCGAACCAGUCGCCACCAUCGGGGAAGAUGCGGCAGUCGAGGUUGCCCAAGAUUCCGCGCCUGUCGAACCCGAACCAGCCACGGAGCCUACUGAUGAGGUCUUCCACCAGGUUCCAGUCGAGCCAUGGACCGAAACGGCUACUGAGCCAGUGGAAAGUCAGCCCGUUGCCCAAGCUGAAGAGCCAGGUGCUGGACGCUCAGAGGCAGUCAGCGACCCACAAGUCGAACAAGGCGCUAGCGACACAUUUGCGCUGGCCGCCCAAGAUUAUGUAUUCCAAGAACCCGCCCCAGAGUAUGGGAUGUCGCCGCUUUAUGCCAGCCAGAACUAUUAUCUUGGAGAGCCGGCAUCGGGGACGAACAUCGGAAUGGCAGCCCAGUAUGCACCAGUUUAUGAGCCAGUCGAAGCAGCACCCACAGAGCAAGAUGUCAUUUAUGGCUACCCUCCUGUCAUUGAGCCGUCUGCCGAGCCUGAGGCUCCGCCGGCUCCGGUGCCCUUCCAAGGCGACUACUUCUCUUUCGCCAGUGGAAGUCAUGCGGGAUACAUCGCCGAGGGCAUGCUACGCCAAGAGUCGUUUGAGCCUGCACCUGUUGAGCACGAAACUAGUUCCGAGGCGCCUGAAGGGGCCGCGCCCGCUGAGGCCGUAGUGCAGACAGAGUGGGUGUCGUAUCCCUAUCACCAGCUUGACCAUGGGUACGAUUUUGGCCCUGGGGAAGCAGCCUUGGCCGUCGGUGCUGUUGCUGUGGUUGGGACCGCCGGUCUCACUGCAGCCCACCAACUUGCAUCGCCCGAGGAAGACCAGGCCCUCCCAUCACCGGACAGGGCAGCUCCAGUCCAUUCGUUUGGCCAAGUCUUUGACGAGGAUCCAGAGGUCGGUCGGACCGUGCAAGAUACCAGUGUCAGCAGCACUGACGUCAAGCCGUAUUACAUGGACAUGGGCACGCAGACGGACUUGUUGCGUCCUUUCAAGCCCAAGAGCCUGGCGAGCUUCCGCAGCACCGACCUGAUGCGAGCACCGACCCCGGGAAUGGUACUACCAGACCCAGAAGAUCCGUUGGUGACGCAGAAGAGCCUCCAGAGACAGAAGAAGCUAUCUGUUCGGAACGCCGAGGACAUGAUUGCGACUGCGGUGGUUAUAUACGCCACGGCUGAGGUUCUCAGCCCAAGGGGAUCACCAAAUCUAGCAAGCACCAAGUGGGAGAGGGGGUUUGACUUUGACGACGACCCGUUCUAUCUGAGUUCCGAGGGGUCGACAUCGACAGUCACAGCCGAGGGCAGCGUAGGGAGGCAAGAGGGAGCACUUCGUGAUUCCGUUGCUGACCUGUUCUUAGACGACAAAUCGCGGUCUCGAUCGUCCCGGACGCACGAUCCGGACUCGGGCCGAGGUGAGCGACACCGCCACCGCCGCUACCACCACCAUCACCGUCACUCCGAGGACCCCUCUGGUUCAAGCCAUGCCCGUGCCCGGGAUGAUGACGGCAGGGACCACCACCGCCACCGCCACCGCAGAUAUCGUGAAGAAGGUGACGUCUCGGCUCGCUCGGGUUCCGACAAUCCGCACAAGCCCAAGCACCUCACUCCCGAGGAGGAGGAUGAGUACAAGAGGCGCCGCGCCGAGCGUCAGGCGGCUCGCGAGCGCCGCGAGCGCCGCGGCUCCGACUCGCAGCGGAGCGGCAAGGGCAGUGACACGGCCGUCCUGGCGGCCACGGCGGUCGCUGGGGUGGCGGGCCUGGCAGCUACUGCCGGUGCGGGAUCCAGCCCCGCCGCUAAGGCCCGCGAGGAGCGCAACUCGCGGCGGCAAAGCACACAGCCUGCAACCAAGGAGCCGGAGACGAAGACACCCUUUAGGCGACUCUUCAGCGUCAAGCGUAGAAAGAGCGUGGUAGAGUCCGAUCCGGAUGUUCAAUACGGCACAACACAGAUCCCCGAUCUCAACCCCAGGGCACACAGGAGGGCGGCAACAGCCUCGGAGGCGCUGCCGGUCGGGGGGGAAUUUGACACAGUGUCAUCAUCGUUUGCCGCAAGGGCGGCGGCGUCCCAGGCGGCUACAGGCGGCGGCAGCAGGAGGAGGAGGGACGAGCACUCUGCACACUACCACCACCACAAGUCCACAUCGUCGUCGUCGUCUUCGACAAAGCUGGAGCCUAGCAACGGUGUCAAAUGGGACCUCGGCACGCCGAAGCGAUCAAGCACAACCUGCUCGCGACAGGGAUCAAGUAGAACAUCUGAGGACACUCGGAGGCUGCAGGCAGCUCGCGAAGGAGUAGCCGAGCAAGCUCGGCGAGCGGCGGAGGAGCGCUCCUUGACAGACCGGUCGUCGAGGAGAUCAUCUCGGGACGGCUUCUCGUUUGCGGCCAGGAACUCGGCGAGCCUAGCCUCCCCUCGCAGGAACAGCAGGGAACGGCACCCCGAUGAGGUGGCCGAGACGCUACCGAGCGACCGCGUGCCCCGCUCCGUCCCGGCCUCUCCAGCCGAGAGACUAGCCGGACCGUCGCCGAGGAGCGGCUCCGGGCGGGAUCGGGAACACCACCGCCGCGCGCGGGCCGAGAGGAGGGCGUCGGCGUCGGCAACCGCGCCGCCGCCGGACUCUCCGGGCGUGGAGCGGCGUCGUCGCGCCACGGCGGCGUCGGCGCCAGACCAGAGCAGAACAGCGGCGGUCCCCCCGGGAGUGCUCCGCGCGAGCACCGACGACAGGGCGGACGGGAAGAGAAGGCGAGACAGAGACGACGAGCGGGAGAGGCAGGAUCGGCCGUUGGAGAAGGAGAAGAACAAGGUCAGGUUCAAGGACAAGGAGGGCAAGGGGUUCAGGGCCGUCUUCAAGAAGCUGUUUGCUUGAGCGGAAGGAUGGCUUUGUCACGAAGUAAUGUGUGCUGUUAGAACCGCUGACUUCGGGCUCUUUUUUUCGUUUGUCUGGGCUAGACCUAUCCGGCGUUGUUGACUUUUCCAUCCUCAAGGGUGGUUUCUUUUUUUUUUUUCAAAGGAUGGCCAUGGGGGGGAUGAUAAUAACUUGUCACGACGCACGCGACGACAUGCGAUACGAGAGGGAGGACAUAUGUAAUAGAUACUAAACAGUCAAAUGAAUGAUGAUAAACUCUUCUCAACGG
Gaeumannomyces tritici R3-111a-1 is the source of this 10801-nucleotide messenger RNA. RefSeq lists its product as hypothetical. The record is from RefSeq and is a predicted model, not a curated record. Bases 1 to 10533 code for a protein of 3510 amino acids. The transcript is spliced from 2 exons. NCBI's taxonomy places the organism in Eukaryota, Fungi, Ascomycota, Sordariomycetes, Magnaporthales, Magnaporthaceae.